This is a messenger RNA of Caenorhabditis auriculariae, 8480 nucleotides long. NCBI's taxonomy places the organism in Eukaryota, Metazoa, Nematoda, Chromadorea, Rhabditida, Rhabditidae. The record is from the annotation of a GenBank genome assembly.
AUGUUAACGAGGCUGAGCCGGUUGCGGCUGAUGGAGCAGACGCGGAAGCUCAGCCAGCGUGACGUCAGAUACGCGAGACUCGAGGAGUCCGACCUGAUGGCCUUCGAGUCGGUCCUCGGGAAGGAGGCCGUCGUCAAGGAUGAUAUCGCGAAUUAUGUCUCCGACUGGACACGGCAAUUUACGGGCGAGUUUACGAUGGAGCGCAACUGCUUUUUAGGAAGAGCCUGCGCUUGGAAUUGCGUAUUAAAAAAUUUAGCAAGGCAAUAGUGUAGUAACCAUAAAGCGUAAGUGGUUUCCAGAAAGUCUGCUCUUCUUAGGAAUUCCAGAGAGAUUCCUAGAGGGGCCCGUAGAGGGUCCCCUUCAGAGACUACUUUACCAACCCCUAUAGAGUCCACCAAAGCUUGCAAAAGUGGUUCCUAUAGGGGUUUUCAGGGACAUGCUAGUUGAUAAUUUUUAUGAACUCUAAGCGUAGAAGCAUUUCCAUGCGCAAAAAAUGAAAGAAACAAGCGUUUUUUGAAUGAAAUUGAGAGAUCCCUAUAGGGUACACUUCAGCUUUAGGGGUCAGAUCUCAAGCUCCUAUAGAGACCACCUGGCUUUUGCCCCUAUAAGGAACACUUUUUCUGCCCAUAUAGGGACCGUUUUCCCCGUAACCCCUAUAGGGACCACUCUAAAAUUCCUAAGCUUCAACUUUCGUAAAAAAAAAAAUGAGUCGAGGCAAUGCAAUAUAGUUAAAAAUUCGCCAUGGAGCGCAUUAUUUUCCCAGAAAGAGCCUAGGCUUCGAAUUGUUUAGAAAACAGGCUUUAAAAAAAAAUCUAAUACACGGUAUUACAGUGGAAAAUUCACAGUGGAGCAUUGAUUCCAAAACAAGCCUGUAGGUUGAAAGUUUAGAAAAACCGGCUUGAAACUUACACAUCUUUCCUGAAAACGUCUCCGUUACAAUCGCAAAAAUUCAAUAGUUCGAAAUAAAGGGCACUUAAGUAUUCCUUACUUCUAGUCCGGCUGACUUUUCGAAAGGUAUUAUAGAAAAAAGCUUGAGAAGUUGAAAACAACAUAUUUCUGAAAAAUAUUCUGCUCUCUGGAAAAAAUGAUGAAUAAACUUACACAAAUUUUCGAUUUCUUCGGUUGGUCAUUUGAAUGCCCGAAAUAGGAGAGUUAUAGAAAAAAAAAGAAGCUUCAUCCCGAAAAAAAAACUCAGUUUUCUUUCAGGUAAAGGAAGCGUAGUCCUGCUACCAAAAACCGCAGAGCAGGUCUCCGCCGUUUUAGGUUAUUGUUCGAAAAGAAAACUGGCGGUUGUGCCGCAGGUUUGACUUUCCUAUCCGAAAAAAACAAAGAAAUGAAAAAGAUUAUCAGGCGGGCAACACUGGCCUGGUCGGCGGUUCGGUGCCGCUUUUCGACGAGAUUGUGCUCUCCACGAAAAAUAUUCGGAACAAUUUUGAGUUUGAUGAAGCUUCUGGAGUGUUGACAUGCGACGCCGGCUUCAUAUUGCAAGAUAUCGACGAGAAAUUACGACAGAAAGGGUUGGUGAAACAAAAAAAUCAUAGUUUCUUCCUUAAAGGAGCAUGAGAGAAAUAGGUCUCACCACGAAAAUCCUUUUUUCGGAGUUUGAUAGAUCUUUGACCUCUGUUUGGAUCUUAUAAUCGCCAUUAAGGCAUUCAAUAAACCUAUAGGCUCGUUUAGACCCACUAAAGUGAUCACUUCAGUAAGGAUAACUGUCGGGAUAAACUCGAGCUCUCUGGCGGCACGUUGACGAACUCGCAAAUUUGUCGCAUUUUCUUUUUCAAUGUCACGUUUCUCUCGGCUUUUUGCGAUAUCGCAUUUUCUUUUUGCGAUGUUCGUUUUUGCGAUGUCGCGUUUCUCUCGGCUAUUGCGAUGUCGCGUUUCUCCUGGCUUUUCGCGAUUUUGCAUUUUCUUUUUGCGAUGUUUUUUUUUUGCGAUGUCGCGUUUCUCUCGGCUUUUCGCGUUGUUGCGAUUUAUUUUUCGCGAUGUCGCGUUCCUUUCGGCUUUUUGCAAUGUUCUGUUUUGCGAUGUCACGUUUCUCUCGGCUUUUUGCGAUGUCGCGUUUCUCUCGGCGUUUCGAGAUGUCGCAAUUUCUUUUUCGCGAUGUCGAGUGUUUCUUGGCUUUUUGCGAUGUUCUGUUUUGCGAUGUCACGUUUCUCUCGGCUUUUUGCGACGUCGCUUUUAUUUUUUGCGAUAUCGCGUUUCUCUCGGCGUUUCGAGAUGUCGCAACUUCUUUUUCGCGAUGUCGAGUGUUUCUUGGCUUUUCGCGAUGUUCUUUUUUGCGAUGUCACGUUUCUCUCGGCUUUUCACGAUGUCGCAUUUUCUUUCUUUUUUUCGCGAUGUCGCGCUUUAUUUUUUGCGAUGUUGCAAUUUAUUUUUUUUGCGAUGUCGCAUUUUCUUUUUUGCGAUGUCGCGUUUCUCUCGGCGACCUAGAUAUUUUGAAAACUUCCAAAAGACCCGGGCGAAGACAGAGCGACCUGUUUGCAAGUUCGUCGUACCGCCAGCGACAUCGCAAUUAUCUCGCACCAGACUCGAUAUUUAUCUUUAGUGAUGAUUCCAAGAGUCUAAAAGCUUUUCUUGAACUUUUAAGAAUCCAAAAAGCGAUCUUCAGAAUCAUCUUCAUAACCCUUACCAAUCAAAAAUCUUCACAAAAGAAAAUCUCCCAGGUUCAUGAUGCCUUUCGACCUCGGCGCCAAAGGAUCCUGCCUAAUCGGCGGUAAUAUUGCCACCUGUGCCGGUGGAAUCCGACUUCUUCGCUACGGAAGCCUUCACGCUCAUCUUCUAGGCCUCACGGCGGUAGUAUCAACUUCCAACUUUAUAUAUAAGUGAUGUGACAGGUUCUUCCUGACGAGAACGGCACGAUUCUGAAGCUGGGGUCGCCGAUCCGGAAAGACAACACCUCGCUGCACACCCAUCACAUGUUCUUGGGUAGUGAGGGCCAGCUGGGAGUCAUCACCAGCGUCACGAUGACCGUUGUUCCAGCUCCUGACAGCGUCUGCAGCGCUAUGUUAGGUUCGGUGAUUGGGGUCUCAGUUCAACUUGAAAAAGUCUAACUUCUCUGCGCCCUCUCUUGCUUACCUGAUAUUUCCGACAUAUGACCUUGCAAGUUAGAGAAAAGAGCGCGCAGGCAGGUUAGACUGCCUCAUUUGUGGCGGAUGAUCUACAUCUAGAAGAACAAGGCCUCUGGUUAGAUGACUAGUGGCCUCUUAAGUGAAAUACUCUGAUAUCUCUGACUCUCUCGUGUCUACGUGCUCUUUUCAUAGCACUCUGACCGAUCAGAGAAAAAUUUCAUUUCACGGAUCACAUUAAACUCUUGAAGAGCUCUAUAAGGACACUAUAAUGACCACUGGAAGCCAGUAGCUCCUCCCAAUAAAUCAUAAGUUUUUUCAAAAUUCUUCUUUUUGAGAACUUUUUCGCCGUCAAGAAUCUUUUGUUUUUCUCUUCCAGGAAUAUCAAGCUUCGAAAACUGCCUAGCCGUACUGAAACUGGCCAAGCGUCGACUCGCCGAAAUCCUCUCUUCCUUUGAAUUCCUCGACGCCGCCGCCAUGGAAGCCCUCGAGGAGAACUUGAAGUUGGCGCCGCUUCUGACGGAAAAAUCGCCGUUCACCAUCCUCCUGGAGACGUCUGGCUCCAAAGCUGAGCAUGACAUGGAGAAGGUGAAGAACUUCCUGGAGGAGUGUUUCAACGAGGGGCUGGUCGAUGAUGGAGUUAUGGUAGGUGCUGGGUUUUUCGAAAAGUACAAGGGGAUCAGGCCGACUCGCUGACGGAGGCGAACAAGAUGUGGACGCUGCGGGAGAGCUGUCCCUUGGCCGUCGUCCGAGAUGGAUACGUCUACAAACACGACGUCUCCUUGCCUCUUCCGCAUUUCUACGCAUUGACUGAGGUAUUGCCUUCACUUCAGUAGUGAUUUGAAUAGGUUCAAGAGCUCUAGCCAUACCAUUUUGGCAGAACAUUUUCGUCACCUCCUCGCCAGUCUUUCUAAAAAAAAAUUGAAAAUUACUACAUUCUGCGUAAAUUUUCAGUAUCCACUAUAUGGCUUUGACGUUUUAAGGACUACUAUACUACUAUAGUAGUCCAACCAGUGGCCACUUAAGGGGUUAAAAACUAGUGGCCACUAUAGAGGUCUAAGUGCUACUACUAGACGGCUAAAAAUUUUAGUCGCCACUUUAGGGGUCAAAGGAUCAACAUAACUGGUCCAAUCUGUUUGUUUUAAAAUUAUCAGAGUUACUGAACAGAAUACUGAAUGAAAAACUACUGAAGAGGCCACUAAAUAGAGAACCUCUAUAGGGGCCGCUAAAACUGAAAAUAGUGGCCACUAUAGAGGUGGGUUCAGUGGCCACUUUAGUGGCCUCUCCAAGUAGUCCUUGAAGAGCCUCUAUAGUGGUCACUAAAAAUUUUCCCAGUUCUUAUCAAACCUACCUUCUCCAAUCUUCCUGGGCUAACUGAGACCUGUAAUUUUCCACCUGUAUGCUUCUACUCAGGAAUCUAACAGACUUCUUCAUUCUUCCUACGCCUUUGUACCGCUUGAGCGGCGUUGGCGUCCCUAACCGAAGUCUUAUCCUGAUAACAGUGAUAAGCAGUGGACUGGCUCUAGCGACCUGUGUGACGGCUGGGGAUUUCGGAAGUCGUGGUUUCCCACUACCAACAUUUCUUAAACCCCUUGGUUCGGCUCAAGGCGGGGGUCGAACUUAUGACCAUGUGGACCGUAACCAAGCAUGCAACCAGUUGCGCUACGGACUAGUCGAGUAAAAUUCCACCAAGCCCUUGAAAACUUGAAAAAAUCUUCAGAGAACUGAAAUUUGUAGGAAAUGAGAAGACAUUGCGGAGACCUUGCCAAGCGGGUCGUCACCUACGGUCACCUUGGCGACGGCAACACUCAUCUCAACAUCACGUCUUCCAAAUUCGAUCAGAAACUUUAUGACAAGUAAGGGUACAACUUCAGCUUCUAGAAUGAAUCUGGCCUAAUUAUUAUUAAAAGUGUCCUUUAAUAAUAGAAAAAUAAGGCUCUCAUACCUACAAAUUCCAUGCGUCUAGUAGGAAUAUGAGAAAGCCUAGGCCAAAAGUUUGAUUUGUAAAGCAAAGUUUCCGAGAGGGAGUUCUUAGCUCAAACUUCCGAAAAAAAAAUCGAAGCAUCACUGGUUUUCGAAAAAGAAUAUUUUUUCUCAAUCAUUCCUUCUUACACCCAUUUCCGGAAUUAGUGAUGAACCUGACUACAAAUUUUCUAUCGUUAUGGAAACGUAUAUUGACUUAGAUAAGCCAAUAAAUGAGAAUUAUUGUUUAAAGUUCAUUUUAAUUGAAGCAUUUCCUUACAAGGAACACAUUUAAAGUUCAGAAAAAGACGCUUCGAAAUGCCGUUUUUUUCAAUUUCAUUUAAUUUUCUUAAAGUUUACAAGUUCAUUCAGUCUUCUCUGCUGAAUCAUGAAAAGAAUUGAUCGUCGGUUUGCAAAAAAAAAAUGGUUUCAUCUUUUUUCUUAUAGCCUGUGUACGACAUUCCGCUGUGCCGCUGCGCGCCUUUGCGAAACUCGGUCGCGAAUUAAAUUUUUUUUUCUUUUGUUACGGUACUCUACUUUCAUGUGCUCCCAUAGCAAUAACAAUCAAUUGAAAGCGUGACCUAGAUUCAGACGCUUCGCGAACGCACGCAGCGGAACAGCGGAAUGUCGUUCCGUGAAAUUUCAAGUCGUAUAGGAAAAUUUUUUUUAUCAUUCCGAAGUUCAGCUACUUCUCCAUUACUUUCUUAAAAUUCCAGACUCUACCCAUACCUCUACGAAUGGGUGGCCGACCACGGCGGCUCGAUCUCGGCCGAACACGGCAUCGGUCAAGUCAAAAUGCCCUACGCUCACUUCGGGAAGCAACUCGAGGAACGAGCUCUGGUCCAGAGUCUCAAGCAGGUCUUCGACCCGAAUCGCAUCCUCAACCCUUACAAAAUGUUCUGAACGCAUAUCUUGUACCCCUCUUUAGCUUCAAAUGGUCUAGCUUCUUUGUACUCUCUGGUUUUUACGUGCUCUUUUCUUGUUUUAUGCUGAGGGAAAAGAGACGCAGGUCGGCUAGCCAUUCCCGAGACGUGGAGAAGGGAUCUGUUGUGAUUUUACGUGUAAUAGACGAGAAUUUCACAUUUUCUCUGUGAGAAAUUUCUAUUUUCCAAACUGGUGACACGAAAUGAAUAUAUGAUACACUCCGUUGACUGUACAGUAGUAAAGAUCAAACAAAUGGGCUCGGCUAAUGAUACGUAGGCUAAGGGCAGCCUGUUCAAAUAGGCAUCGAAUUGACCGGCCUUUCCACUCAUUCGCUCGGAUCGCAUCGAAAUCCAGUCGUCGUCAUGCUCCUGGUAGUGCUCAUACUUCUUGUUGGCGUUGACGCCACGGAUCCAGUCCAAGAGGAGCUUCGUCAUCCGACUUCGGACAAGAUCAUUGAGAAGUAUGUCGAGCUGUCGAUGAACCUCACCGGAUUGUUCAACGGGACCACGAUCGGCGAGGAGGCUCUUCAUGAGGUUUGGAGAAUUUAGAUUUGAAAGUUCGUCUCCAGAAAUAUUGAACGAUGACUCAACAAAUGAAAAAUUGUAUAUUGAUCAAGAAAUGAAGAAGAAAAAAUCUUUUUAAGAGUCCCAAAAACGAAGUGAAACUACUUGAAAGAAUUACAAAGAGUGAAGCUUAAUUAAAGGGUCACUUAAGAGGCCUUUCGAAGAAUUCCUUCAAAACAACUGAAGGUAAUCAAAAUUGAGACCAUUUUAGUCUUUUUGGUUUCAAAAAAUAGCAAUUUUUUAGCAUUAGUAGGAAGUUUUUUUCCGUGCCUCGACAAGGAUACAAAAAGAAAAACAAAGGAGAAUCUUCAGAAAGUGCGUUUUUUGAUUAAACUAGCGCUCUACUGAAAAGUUUUCCAAAAACAUAACUUUGAAAUUUUCACUUCACUAGACAAAGUUUAGAUAACUCAAUUUUGUUUCAGCUCUCCAAAAAGAUCGUCUCACACGACAAGGAUCCGGCCAAAGUUCACGAAAUUUACGAAAAGUUUGUCGAAAAACUGCCAGAGGAUCAGAAGAAAGUCUUCGUCGACUUUUUCUACGAUAAAGUGUCAGUUUUUUUUUAAUCAAGUGAAAAAAAAACUUUUAAAGUGCGCUCUAAUAAACUAGACUGAUUCGCGGACUUCGGUAACAAGAGCAGGACGUUUCUGAUCUUUUCUAGGGGUCCUUUUAGUGGCUUCAGCUCUCUUAAGGGAUCCCUACAAAAGCUCAAAAGCUUCGGGGGCGCGUCCGGUUUGCGUUACCGCCACUUUUGAGACCGAGUUCGCUGGAGCACACUUUCUAAGCUUAAAACAGCUGCAGAAGAAAAAUAAUUCUUUCAGCCGCCUUGACUACAUGAGCAAACGAGUGGACACAAUUCUAGGAUACUACCUCACAAAACAUCAGAUUGCCAGGGUUUUUGGAAAAUUUUCGAAACCUAUUUGAUGAUAUAUUUCCAGAUUCGUCAUAUUAUGGAGGACGGAUUCACCGUGGGGCUCAAUCGGGAAGAGAUCAUGAAGGUGAUAAGUGAGGAGCUCACAAAGGUUCGUACUUUAUUAUAAAUGACGAAAAAAAAUUUGGUGACAGCAGAAAAGUUGAAAAAAAGGAAAAAAUACGUUUUUUCCAUAGAGCAACUUUACUGCAAAACGCCCUUCUGGCGGGGAUUCAAAAAAUUUUUCCCUCAAAGUUCUGUAUUUUCGAGGCGAUAGCAAUGAAAAGCUGUACGAAAUUCCGCAUAUUUCAAACUUUCCGAAUUUCUUGAUGCAUUAAUUGAAACUGGUUUCCUAAACUUCCUACGUUUCGAAAAACGUAUAAUUAACUGGACUUAUAACUAAAAAAACGUUUGACUUGAGAUUUUUUUGGACGUUUUUUUAUUAGUGGAAGAAAGUGCUAAACCAAAAAUGAAGGGGCGGAGUCACAACCUCCGCCGUUCCCAUGUGACGUCAUGGGAAACAAGCGUAAGCAUCCGGGAUUAUUAAAGGCGCAUGUUCAAUGGGUCACGAAACGAAUCGUUUUUCUCAUUUAAAAAACACAAUUUUUCUGUUGCCGUGAUCAAAGUGAUUCCGCGAAAUUCAAAAAAGCAAAAAAAAAAACGAAUUUCGGAAGUUCAAAAUUAUCUUAAACAUUGCGUGUGCGAGUGCGCCACGGUGCAUGCACACGACACACUACACUUUACGGAAAAAGAGCGGGGUGUCGUCAAAAAAACGCCGUGGCCAUAGAAAUAAAAUAAAAUCGACCAUCAUAUUGAAAAAUAAAACCCACACGAAAAAUAUUUAACAUUACAUGUUUUUUUCGAAAAUUUCAAAUCUCAAAUCUUCCGUAAACGAUUUUUUAUUUUAUUUGCGUUUUUUUGCAGGAAAUCGGAAAAGAAAAAGCCGAGAAAGCGUUGGAAAUGACGGUGAAGAACUUGAAAGUGUUCGCUAAGAAGAAUAUUGGAGUCUUGGAUCGUGUCGAGGGCGCCUUCAACAAGAUGAUCCACGAAGAGUUAUGA